AUGGCUGCGCAGCAGGCUCCGAACAUGCAGGGCAUGAGUUUCAACGCCGCGCCACCACCCCAGUUCGCCGUACCACCACCCCAGUUCGCCGCGCCACCACCCCAGUACGCCGCCACAGGGCCAUCCCCAGCGCCGAACAAUCCGAGAUGUUGCUGUGAUAAUAACAAGCGGUCCGCGCUGUACACGUGGCUCCCUUUCGGCCUCCGCAUCGGCAUCUUCCUCUUCUGCCUCGUCUCUUUCAGUCUGUCCUUCGCGACCAAGCAGGCGGUGACGGAGUACGCGGCGGGCGCGUUUCUGGUGGGAGUCACCAUUCUGGGGUUCAUCCUGGCGCUCAUGUUCUUCAUCUACAACGGCGUGCGCAUGUGCGUCGCGGGCUCCGAGGCGUACGACGCCGUCAUGGACCUCGUGCAAUUCUUCGAGACCUACGUGAGUCUCUCCACCCUCGCCAGCUACAUUAUGUCACUCCUUCUGUUCGCCGCCGCCACGUCCGCAGCAGCUGCGUGCAACACGUGGUGGAACGCCAGCGCCUUGAACAAUGCGGUGUCUGGCAAUUACAACGAGAGCGCAAUCAAGGCCAUGCUCGGUGCAUUUAGCUUGAGCACCACAGUCCCUGGACAACUGAGUUACGGAACUUAUCUCGAGCAAAUCGUGGACGAUGCGAAUGCGGAUCUGAGCAAGGUGCGUGGCGCAUGUGCCAUGGCGUAUUUCGCGGCCUUCAUCUACAUUGCCAUGUUCUGGCACUACACCAUCCGCAUCUACAAGCGUGGCAUGCUCAAGGCCAUUGCAGACGCCACUGUGCCGCCAGCAGGCAAGGCCAACGUGCCUCCUUACAACGUGUGA
Closterium sp. Naga37s-1 is the source of this 840-nucleotide messenger RNA. NCBI's taxonomy places the organism in Eukaryota, Viridiplantae, Streptophyta, Zygnematophyceae, Desmidiales, Closteriaceae. The record is from the annotation of a GenBank genome assembly.